Alternaria incomplexa is the source of this 1098-nucleotide messenger RNA. RefSeq lists its product as uncharacterized. NCBI's taxonomy places the organism in Eukaryota, Fungi, Ascomycota, Dothideomycetes, Pleosporales, Pleosporaceae. The transcript is spliced from 2 exons. The record is from RefSeq and is a predicted model, not a curated record. Bases 1 to 1098 code for a protein of 365 amino acids.
AUGUCCGCGAACAAACCGCAAUAUCAAGACCAGCGAACCUUUGUUGAGCGACCAGUGGACGACGAUGCAACAUCGCGAUCUUCCACUCUGGAUGGCAACGAGGAGGACGUCCCCUAUCCAUCGAAGAAGUCGUUGGCGCCUUCAGCCACGAAGAUGAGCCUCACAGGCCAGGAGCCGGUAUCUCCAGCACCCGCACCGCAUGUCCCUGGUCCUCUGGAGUCGCAACUUGCCGCCCUAAUGUCCAAGCUUGUCUACAUCGAACAAUCGAAUCCUGCCAUAUCAAUCAAGCCUGAAGAGUACGAGCAGACGAUGGCGCGUCUGAAAGCGUUGGAAGACGAGAAGAAGACAUGGUGGAAGCGACACGACGCCAUCUGGGCCCUUCGAGACGAAGAUGUAGAGAACAACAUUAAGAUUCGUGUAAGUGUGAAGACGAUGGAUCAGCGCAAGACAUUAACUAACAUGUCGAUACAGGGACUGCUAGCUAGCUGUCGACGCGAACUGGACGCGACCAAAAAGCUGCGCGACGAAGAUCUCAUCAACGUGCAGAUUGUACGGAGCAAGCUUGCUGAAAAGACAAGAGAGGUGGAGCGAUUGCAUGCACAGACUGGACGUAGCAGUCCAAGCCGGGGACGUCCAGGUAGCUUUCUCGAAAGGCGCGACACAACCGACCUCUUUACUGCGGCCAAGGUGGCAGCUCUCGAGCAGCGAGCUCUCGAAUUAGAAAAGCGAAACUCUGAUCUUGUCGCGCAGUUAGGGGCGCCGCGAGGUGGCAGCAUCGACGAUCUAAACCGAUCGACCGCUCACCAAGCGUGGAAAGGGACCGUUGCUGAUCUUGAAUCCAAGAUCAGGGCCAAAGACGCUGAGCUCGAGCGGCUACGGUCCCAGGGUGCUUCGGGAGGAAGCGGGCAGAUGGACUGGUACCGAAUUGAAGCCCUGCUUGAGGAACAUGCUACCUACCGCGAGAGCAUCGGAGGCAAGCUGCAGGCUCUCCGGUCGGAGAAGGAGGGACUCAUGAGGGAUCUACACCGCAAGGAGAAUGACUGCCAAGUGUUGGAACUCAAAGUGCAGACGCUGCAGAGACGGGCGAACGUGGUGUGA